Molecule: messenger RNA, 1518 nt
Organism: Diaporthe amygdali
Lineage: Eukaryota; Fungi; Ascomycota; Sordariomycetes; Diaporthales; Diaporthaceae
Exons: 1
Coding region: 1-1518 (505 amino acids)
Biological process (GO): L-arabinose metabolic process; pectin catabolic process; arabinan metabolic process
Molecular function (GO): alpha-L-arabinofuranosidase activity
Source: RefSeq, a predicted model, not a curated record
AUGCACUUCUCACGGCCAAUCCUCGAUCGCGCGAGCGUCCUCGCUCUAGGGCUUGCUGCCACGGGCUCCCUGGUCGCUGCUGGGCCUUGUGAUAUCUACUCGUCUGGCGGCACGCCCUGCGUCGCUGCGCACAGCACCACUCGGGCCCUGUACAGUGCCUUCAGCGGCUCUCUCUACCAGGUGCAACGUGGCUCCGACAGUGCCACGACCAACAUCGCGCCACUGUCCGCCGGUGGUGUCGCCAAUGCCGCAGCCCAGGACUCCUUCUGCGCCGGCACGACCUGCCUGAUUUCGAUCAUUUACGACCAGUCCGGCCGUGGGAACCAUCUCACUCGGGCUCCGCCCGGCGGCUUCCAAGGCCCGGAAGCCAAUGGCUAUGACAACUUGGCCAGCGCGAUUGGCGCUCCGGUCACGCUGAACGGUCAGAAGGCAUACGGUGUCUUUAUCUCGCCCGGAACUGGAUACCGCAACAACGCCGUCAGCGGCACUGCCACAGGCGACGCGUCCGAGGGUAUGUACGCGGUCCUCGACGGGACUCACUACAACAGUGGCUGCUGCUUCGACUACGGAAACGCAGAGACCAGCAGCACUGACACGGGCAAUGGUCACAUGGAGGCCAUCUACUAUGGCACCUGCACCAUCUGGGGCACUGGCGCCGGAAGCGGGCCUUGGCUCAUGGCCGAUCUUGAGAACGGCCUUUUCUCUGGCCUCAGCGCUGGCCAAAACACUGCCGACCCGACCAUCACCAAUCGGUUCUUCACUGCGGUCACCAAGGGGCAGUCAGCCAAUUGGGCGCUCCGCGGUGGCAACGCUGCGUCCGGCUCGCUGUCGACGUACUACAACGGCGCGCGCCCGUCCGGCUACAACCCAAUGAAGAAGGAGGGCGCCAUCAUUCUUGGCAUUGGCGGCGACAACAGCAUCAGCGCCCAGGGCACGUUCUACGAGGGUGUGAUGACGUCCGGUUUCCCGUCCGAUGCUACCGAGAACUCAGUGCAGGCCAACAUCGUAGCCGCCAAGUACGCUACUACGUCGUUGAACGCCGGCCCAGCAUUCACUGUUGGCAACUCGGUCUCGUUGCAGGCCACCACGCCCGGCUACACAGACCGCUACCUCGCACACACCGGCGCCACGGUCAACACUCAGGUCGUCUCGUCAUCCAGCGCCACGGCGCUCAAGCAGCAGGCCAGCUGGACGGUCCGCGCCGGGCUGGGCAACAGUGCUUGCUACUCAUUCGAGUCCAAGGACACGGCGGGCAGCUACAUUCGGCACUACAACUUCGAGCUGCAGGUCGCCGCCAGCGACGGCACCAAGCAGUUCAAGGAGGACGCCACGUUCUGCACGCAGGCCGGCCUCAACGGCUCGGGAAGCUCGAUUCGGGCCUGGGGCUAUCCCACGCGCUACAUCCGCCACUACAGCAACGUUGGCUACGUGGCGAGCAACGGCGGCGUUCACACUUUCGAUGCCGCUUCUUCGUUCAACAACGAUGUGAGCUUCCUGGUCAACACCGGCUUUGCUUAA